Messenger RNA from Cyclopterus lumpus (lumpfish), 3344 nucleotides. It is a transcript of the gene exd2, whose product is annotated as exonuclease 3'-5' domain containing 2. Lineage: Eukaryota; Metazoa; Chordata; Actinopteri; Perciformes; Cyclopteridae. The record is from RefSeq and is a predicted model, not a curated record. Gene Ontology annotation, cellular component: nucleus; cytoplasm. Gene Ontology annotation, biological process: nucleobase-containing compound metabolic process. Gene Ontology annotation, molecular function: nucleic acid binding; 3'-5' exonuclease activity. The coding region runs from base 229 to 2160 and encodes 643 amino acids. The transcript has 10 exons.
GUCCCGGUGCGGUGGCGUCCUUAUAAAUACAGCCCGGAAGACAGAUCCGUUCAGUCAAAAAUGAAGCAAGGGUAAAUGUUCGUGAAACUAGCGGUGUAUUGGUUAAAAACGUAAAGAGAGAUGCAGUGCCUGUCCAGAUCACAGAAACAGAGCCAGGUGUACAUGGGAUCCCACUGACACAGGAAAGAUUUGCACUUUUCUGCCAGCUGAGGAUCACUUCGAGCUGACAUGUCUUUUCGAGGGCAUUUAACUGCCGUCAUAACCGUACUAGGAGCGACCUUAGGCGGGCUGCUCAUAUGGCGAGUUUACCGAACAAGAAGGAAGAGGCUGCCCUCCGUCCAGAAGGUGGCCGAUCCUGUGGAGGCGCCAUGUCCUGUGGAAACAGACUUCACAGCUGUGGAGCAUCAAAACAACCAACCCCCGCUUCUUCUGGAGAAGGAGUUUCAGGCUGCGGAGGGUCAGACCGUACAGCUGCCGCCUCCCAUACAGAUAACGUCUUCUGAGCAGCUGCUGGCUGUGAAACCAGUGAUGGUGAGCUCCGAGGAGGAAUGGCAGCGGCUCUGGCCACUGAUGCAAAAGGAGCUGUCGGCCUUCCCUGUGCUGGGGCUCGACUGUGAAUGGGUAAAGAUCAAAAGCGUGUCCGUGAAGGGUCGACCCUCUGCGGUCUCCCUGCUGCAGAUGGCCACGUGUUCAGGCCUGUGUGUCCUCGUGAGGCUGCUGCCGUUUCGCAGCGGCCAGCAGCCGUUCCCUCUAAGUUUGAUGGAAGUCCUGCGAGACCCCCACAUCCUGAAGGUCGGCGUCGGCUGUUAUGAAGAUGGCAAGCGUCUGACGCGAGACUACGGCCUGUCGCUGACGUGUACGGUUGACCUGCGUUACCUUGCCUUAAGACAAAGGCAAGCGCCGGUGAAUAAUGGCCUCAGUCUGAAGUCUCUGGCAGAAGAUCUGUUGAACGUGUCUCUAGAUAAAUCCUUGGAGCUGCGCUGCAGCGACUGGGAGGCAGAUCAACUGACGCUGAAGCAGAUGACGUACGCUGCCAGAGAUGCCCAAGUUUCCAUCGCUCUCUUCCUCCAUCUCCUCGAUUUCCACUCUGAAGCCGGUCCCGAAUCUUCCAGCGGGGGCUCUUACUCAGAGUUGGCCGCCCGCUGCCAGGGCCUGGUGGACGUGCCUUUCAGGGGCCGAGGAGACGGAGACGAAAGGGCGCCCGACGGAGAGAGGAAGCGGAGGGUUCGUAAAACACCCACUUAUGAAAGCCCGGAGUCUGGGGAUCAGCAAGUCCCAGACCCUCGAAAGAAUAACAAGAGGAAACCGCUGGGUGUGGGCUAUUCUGCCAGAAAAUCUCCCCUCUAUGAUAACUGCUUCCUCCAUGCUCCUGAUGGUCAGCCUCUGUGCACCUGUGACAAGAAGAAAGCCAAAUGGUACCUAGAUAAAGGAAUAGGAGUGCUCCAGAGCGAAGAGCCUUUUGUAGUGAGGCUGCUGUUUGAGCCGUCGGGACGUCCCGACUCCCAACAGGACUAUUAUCUCACUGCGAAGGAGAAUCUCUGCGUGGUCUGCGGCAAAGCCGAUUCCUACAUCAGGAAGAACAUUGUGCCCCAUGAGUACAGACGGCAUUUCCCGACCGAGAUGAAGGACCACAACUCCCACGACAUCCUGCUGCUCUGCACCAGCUGCCACGCCGCCUCCAACGUGCACGACGGCUUCCUGAAGCAGCAUUUGGCCGAACAGUUCGCCGCCCCUCAGGGCUGCGAGGAGGGCGUUCGCCUGCUGGAGGACUCGGACCGACGGCGGGUGCGUUCGGCGGCUCGGGCUCUGCUCACCGCCGGGGAAGGACUGCCGGAGCAGCGGCGAGAAGAGCUGCAGGCUUUGAUCAAGAGUUUCCUCGACGACAACGAGGAGCAGGAGCUGACGGAGGAGGCGCUGCAGCAGGCCGCCAGUUUGGAGACGAGGAUUUUCAACGAGGCGUACGUGCCUCACGGUCUGAAGGUGGUGCGAGCCAGCGCCGAGCAGGGCCUACGGGGCCUGAUGGACCUGGAGCGCCGCUGGAGGCAGCACUUCCUCACCGCCAUGCGGCCUCGUCACCUCCCCCCUCUCUGGGCCGUCGACCACAACCACAGCAAGUUCCUCCGCAAAUACGGACAGGACCUGCCCAUUAAACUCAACUGACCACGAGCUGCUAUGGGAACUUCCUCCUCAGCGGGUUGAAGUGCCGGUUGGCCGAGUCUUCUGCAGCCACUCCGUUACUUCUACAAGCCAAAUCGCUUUUUUUAUCGUGAGGCGGGAUGAAUGAACUAAUCUACCAGCGGAAACCGAAACGUUAACCAGCAUGUUGAGGUUCACCAGAUGAGUGUGUGUGUGUGUGUGUGUGUGUGUGUGUGUGUGUCUGUCUGCGCGCGCGCGUGCGUGUAUGUGUAAAUGCACUCGCUCUACGCUGGGACGCUGGACGCCGGUUCACUCUUAUUUCUAGUGGCGUGUGAUGCUGCUAGGUUGCCACCUGGAUCCUGAAUGGACUUCAAGCAGAGACUCCACUAGUGGAAAGAAAUCCAGCACUGAACACUUUUCUUUUUUUUUUAUCAUGAAAAAUGUAUAAUUAUUUAUGAAAUGUUAAAAAUAAUUCAAUAUAAAUGAUUUUUAGAAGAUGCUGCAGCCUGCUCUUAAUCCCCCUUCCCCUAAAUUGAACAACCCCCCCCCCCCCCCCCCUCCCCUCCCCCCGUGCAGGUUUGCGGCUGUCACUCUGAUAAUGAAUGCUUUGCUUCGCAGAGAGGGUCAUCUUAAUGUGACCUUUACAUUUUCUGGCGCUCCUCCCUGCUUUUUGUUUUCAGUCUAUUGUCUGUUUUAAGUCGAUAGAUGAAAUAUUUCCCAGAAGCACCUGGGGCCUAAAUGUGUUCCAUCUCGGUCUACUGCGGCGGGCGGACAGACGCUAAUCUCAGUAAAGUUGGCCGCUUGGGUUUAUCAUGUCAUAAUCCGGAUGUUUAUGUCCUGCUGCCGGUCCCCCUGACGGUCGGGACACCUUCCUGGCUCGUGUUUUAAUGAGCCUCUUAAUCCCCGAACCCGACUGGAGAGGCUCGUCGCAGCAUCUCGUUUUCACUUAACAGCCACGACGUCAUUUUACCAGAAUCCCAAAAAAAAUACACAGUGAAGAAAAAGAUGCCAACUCUAAUGUGAUUUUAGAAAAUUACCCAUGAACCCUUUUUUCUGCGAGGUAGAUUUAUCUCUUGAGCGUGAUGAAAUUAUUUACAAUGCAGCUGCUUUGUCUUCGUAUUUUUCUUGAUGUUAAGCCCUGAAGCUGUUCUGUUUCUCCUGAAUUGUGAAUGAUGCAAAAAAUAAAAGUCAUGUUUGUAUUAAUAUUU